Fonsecaea erecta is the source of this 1536-nucleotide messenger RNA. RefSeq lists its product as hypothetical. The coding region runs from base 1 to 1536 and encodes 511 amino acids. The transcript has a single exon. The record is from RefSeq and is a predicted model, not a curated record. Gene Ontology annotation, biological process: ubiquitin-dependent protein catabolic process. Lineage: Eukaryota; Fungi; Ascomycota; Eurotiomycetes; Chaetothyriales; Herpotrichiellaceae. Gene Ontology annotation, molecular function: ubiquitin protein ligase activity; zinc ion binding.
AUGUCUGAAAUUGACUGGACCUGGAUCGUGCAGGUUGCGCCGCCGUGGUGGGUGCCUAUCUUUCACCGUGUCAUGGCUUUCGGAACGUCGCUGGAUGUAACCCAAGAUGAACAAGCUGUAUCCGACGCUGUGCAGACUUUCGCCCUAACCCUGCCCGCUGACCUAACACGAAUACAACAGGAUGAUUUCUGCAGUGUCUUCUACGAAUCCCUGAAUGACCGUCACGACCGUCGCUACCGACUCAUGAUCCACUUCAGAAACAGUCUCCUGCGGACCACGGAUCCUCUUAGUGAUCACGCAUCCAACUCCCUUGUGAGGGACUUUGCCAGGGACACCAUUGCAAAUUUGACUGACUUGGAUCGCAUGCAGACCGAGAUCGAAAACUUUUGUGCAACGCUCUUGACGCCUCAAGACCCCAGGGCUCUAAGAGCACUAUUGGUCGUGGAAUUCAAAUGGAGUAUUGAUAAUUUCCGGCCAGAUUUUCCACAGAUCAUGGGCCUAUUCCAAGCUUAUGUGCAAUUGCACCCCUCGGCAGUUCAUCCUCACCCCAGAGAUCGUUUCUCACAUUUCACGCAUUUCUUAACCCCCCAAAUGUGGCAGCGGCUCUAUCAGGCACGACCGCAUCUGCUUGCGCCAUUCGAGCCGGUGGUACCACCAGUCGAGGACGGUUGGGGUGUGGUGAUGCCCUUGUGGUUUAGGCCAGUCUUGCCCACGGACCCAACAUGGGGUGAGGCAUUGAACGUGAGUAAUGUGGACACUGAAGGCUCACGCACGCUUCUGGAGGCUUGUCAUUAUGCUCAUGAUAUGCUCAACCUCCAACUUGCGUUGAACGUGGUGUCCGAAAGAAUGGUCGACAUCGUCUUCGAAUUCCUGGUUGAAAGACCACACGACGUACCAGGCCAUGACGCGCUCGCAACACUCCAACGAAGUAGGGACGACCUGCGAGGCAUGUAUUUCGUGGAAAAGUACGAAAAUGGUGAUGAUUUCUCCAUAGAGAAUUGCCCUCUCAUUCGUGACCGGCUUGAGAGGGAAGAAGCGCUCCUCGAUCAAGUCAGAGCCCGCCACGUCGACGCAGAGCGUUUCUUGGUGGCCAUGGAAGCUUCCUUCCUGGGCGCGAGAGAUAGAUUCUUCGCUGCCGCCUUACGAUAUGAACGAAGCAAAUAUCGACAAUUCAUCAAGUCGGCCGUGAAUUCUUUGAAGACGGAGCGAUUGAGGCAGAUCGACUACACGCAGAAUGUCCUCCGCUCGUGGGAAUAUGCUUGGGAACCUCCAGUCAUGCCGCCUUUUCACCAAGAUCAUACCAUAUGUCCCAUCUGCCAGGAAGAUCUUGGCGGAGAAGAUGGUGAGAUCGUGGCCGACCCAGUAGUGACCGGAUGUUGCCAGAGGCCGUUCCACAUUGACUGUAUUCUUUCGUGGCUUCUCGAAAAGAUCAACAAUGAUGCUGGCAUGACCUGCCCUAUGUGCCGAGAUAGGAAGGGCUCCGACUUCUUGGCGGAUGUGUUGGAAAUGAAGGUGAUGCAGAUGGACAACUUGUGA